AUGUCUCAACGUCUUUAUUCGAACCCGCUUAUGAUGUACAUAGAUCCCAUGGAUUUUAUUCUGCACGUUCCUUCUGUCGCGGAGGUUGUACCCAGCGCUAAAUCGCGCAACCGAUCCUCACACUCCGCGGAAAUCAAUCUAGGUGGAGAAACUUCCGGCCCGUUCUUGUCCGGUUGGUCCCUUAUGUGCACCCCGUCCGUACGUCCAUGUCCGGAUGACUUGUCUCAGCUGGCGAUCCUUUCGGGAGGCUGUUGGAUGUCUGAUCAGGACUUGACCAGAGCCGCGAUCGAACGCGUAAGUGUCUGGAAGUGA
Messenger RNA from Echinostoma caproni, 312 nucleotides. NCBI's taxonomy places the organism in Eukaryota, Metazoa, Platyhelminthes, Trematoda, Plagiorchiida, Echinostomatidae. The record is from the annotation of a GenBank genome assembly.